AGAUAUUUAAUUUUUCUGUCUCCGCAGACCAAUAUACAAUCAACGGUUUCGAUUUCUCCGUCUGAAUCAAUCGCAACCGUCCAACUUCAUUAUAGCGUGGUCCACAUCAUCAAUAUCAAGCUAACUAAACGACAUCACAUUCUCCUCUUAUUUUCCGUUUUGCCAUUCCUAGAGUUAAAAUAGCUUUUGGUUUUUCCGUCUCAGCCUAACACUUCAUUCAUUGAGUUUUUUUCUUUCUUAAAACCUUUUGUUGUUUUCUGCUUAAUGGAAGGACCUUAAUAAGCUUCUCUCUUUUCUUUCGUAAUUUUUCUUAACUCAAAAUAAUAUAAUCGAUUUUCUUCUUGUUCUGAUCUACAAAAGUUUCGUUAGUUUGUGAAGUGAACUGUUGUUUUGAAGUUUGUUAGUGAGAUGUCUCCGGCAGUGGUGGUUACGGAGGAGGAAGGGCGGAACAAACUGUCGUCGACGGUUGUUUCUGCUUCUUCACAAUCUUUCUCUCAGAUUGGUGCUGAUUUGAAAGAAAGGAAUUAUCUAGGGUUGUCAGAUUGUUCAUCAGUAGACAGUUGUGAUUCAACUGUUCCCAGUUUGUGUGAUGAGAAAAAGGAGAACUUGAAUUUGAAGGCUACUGAGUUGAGAUUGGGUCUUCCUGGAUCUCAAUCACCCGAAAGGGAUUCAGAUUUUUACUCAACAAAGCUUGAUGAGAAGCCGCUGUUUCCUUUGGUUCCUACAAAAGAUGGAAUACAGAAGAAUGUUGUUUCAGGCAACAAGAGAGGAUUUGCUGAUACAGUAGAUGGGUUUUCUCAGGUGAAGUUUAAUGGUAAUACAGGGAUUAAUGGGAUGCUAUCGCCUAGACCUGUUGGAGCACAGCCCAACACGGUGAAAGAAAUGCCCAACAAGGUGUUGCAGGAAAGGCCUUGUGCUGCUAGAGGAACUGGUCAUAAUCAAGCUGGUGCUGCUUCUGUUGGUGGUUGUGCACCGGCAUCUAAGGCACAAGUUGUUGGUUGGCCUCCUAUAAGAUCAUUUAGGAAAAACUCGAUGGCCACUGCUUCUAAGAACAACAACGAUGAAGUGGAUGGAAAACCAGGUCCCACUGCACUCUUUGUUAAGGUCAGCAUGGAUGGGGCUCCCUAUCUUAGGAAGGUUGAUCUAAGAACUUAUACAACAUAUCAGGAAUUAUCUUCUGCCCUUGAGAAGAUGUUUAGCUGUUUUACCCUAGGUCAGUGUGGUUCCCAUGGUGCUCCAGGAAGAGAAAUGUUGAGUGAGAGCAAGCUGAGGGACCUUUUGCAUGGUUCAGAAUACGUUCUCACCUAUGAAGAUAAAGAUGGAGACUGGAUGCUUGUAGGGGAUGUACCUUGGGAGAUGUUCAUUGAAACUUGCAGAAGGCUGAAGAUCAUGAAGGGUUCUGAUGCCAUUGGCUUAGCUCCCCGGGCCAUGGAAAAGUCCAAAAGCAGGAGUUAGAGAGUGUCCGGGACUCAUGACUGCCUUUGUCCAAACCAAGUUUCAAUGCUGGAUCUUAGCACUGUAAAAAGCAAAGGAUUAUGGCUGAUUCCCUUGCAUUGGCAGUUAAAUGUAUUUCCGGUGUUAUUUAUUGUUACGUCCAUUAAGAGUUUGUUAUAUUUGUUACCACUAUAAUAUCUUGUGAAGUUGCUUUUUAAUAUUAUUAGUUUUUGUGGUGUCUGUAAUCAUUAUAGGAAACCUGUUUGUUGGGCUGAAUUGAAUGUCUGUUACAGCAACAUACUGUUUUAACACUGUCCUCCCCCACUGUUUCCGUUAUUUCUUUCAAAUCUUGAUCUGCAUUAUUUUAUGUCCA
This is a messenger RNA of Cicer arietinum (chickpea), 1807 nucleotides long. Its product is annotated as auxin-responsive protein IAA8. Gene Ontology annotation, biological process: regulation of DNA-templated transcription. Lineage: Eukaryota; Viridiplantae; Streptophyta; Magnoliopsida; Fabales; Fabaceae. The record is from RefSeq and is a predicted model, not a curated record. Gene Ontology annotation, cellular component: nucleus.